Molecule: messenger RNA, 4003 nt
Organism: Gambusia affinis (western mosquitofish)
Lineage: Eukaryota; Metazoa; Chordata; Actinopteri; Cyprinodontiformes; Poeciliidae
Gene: reep1
Product: receptor accessory protein 1
Exons: 8
Coding region: 103-972 (289 amino acids)
Biological process (GO): endoplasmic reticulum tubular network organization
Cellular component (GO): cytoplasmic microtubule; endoplasmic reticulum tubular network; endoplasmic reticulum membrane
Molecular function (GO): microtubule binding
Source: RefSeq, a predicted model, not a curated record
UUGCAGCCUGUGUGCGUCCAGACGCCGCCGCCUGUGGACGCGCCUGUCAUCUGGAGGAAACUCCUCCCCGCAGACAGCGCGUCCUGUCGCCUUCCCAGCGCAAUGGUCUCCUGGAUCAUCUCUAGACUUGUGGUACUUGUUUUUGGUACUCUAUAUCCUGCUUACUCAUCUUAUAAGGCUGUGAAGACAAAAGAUGUGAGAGAAUAUGUGAAAUGGAUGAUGUACUGGAUAAUAUUCGCACUUUUUACUACAGUGGAGGUGUUUACAGAUAUGUUUCUUUGUUGGCUUCCUUUCUACUACGAGCUGAAGAUAGCCUUCGUUGUGUGGCUCCUGUCGCCGUACACCAAGGGCUCCAGUGUGCUGUACAGGAAGUUCGUCCAUCCCACGCUUUCCUCAAAAGAAAAGGACAUCGAUGAGUACAUCUGCCAAGCAAAAGACAAAAGCUACGACACACUGGUGCAUUUUGGGAGGAAAGGACUGAAUGUUGCAGCCACAGCUGCAGUUAUGGCUGCUGCAAAGGGUCAAGGCGUUCUGUCGGACAGAUUACGGAGUUUCAGCAUGCAGGACCUGUCGUCGUACCAGUCUGACCCGAACCAGACCGGACCCAGCGCCGCCCAGCCCGCCGCAGCUCAGCACCGAACCAGACCCAUCAUCCGCAGCAAGUCAGAGAGCCACAAGGAUUUUGACAUGAAUGAAUAUGAGGUUCUGGGCUUGGAGCAGUUGGACUCUGCAGAGUUUCUGGCUCUGCCCCAGUCCGACCCGCUCUCUGCUCCCGCUCCGCCCGCCAGUCCUGCAGCUCAGGAGCAGACUGAGGACGGGCCGGGGAAGGAGGCGCAGGCCACGUCGAGCUCCCCACAGCUCAGGAUGAGCAAGAGGAGAGCUCCGGAGGUACGCAGCCUGCCUCCUCUUAGAGUCCUGAGGCCUCUCACAAGAUCCAGGAGUGCUCUUUCUCCAAACAACGAAGCCAUGUGAAGCUGUCUCCUCCAGCUGCCUUCGCUGCAACGAGUAAAAAUACCGAAUGGCCAGAAGCUCCACAACUGAAGCAGCCCUGCUUUGGAACGCCGUUUUACCAAAGUGACCUACGAAGACCCCUAAUUCACAGCAUAAAUAUAUAUAUGUAUAAACCCCAGUGGCUCAUGAUGUUAAGAGGAACGAGGUUUGGUCGCUCCAUGCUGACAGACACUUUGCAUUUAAAUAUGUAUUUAUGUACAGUUUGCGUACUUUGUCUCAUGCUUUUGGUUGUUUUAUAUAUCAGAGGUGGUUGCAUGUGUGUUCCUCGUCAUUGUUCUUAGUUUUUACGAAUGUACUUUAGAGGAAAUCAUCACCAUGGAGAAGGAACGAGACUCAAGCCGAGGCCUCAAACAAACACUGCUUUUGUUUUGUUUUAUGUAUUGUGAUUCACAAAAUUAUCCAUGCUUUCAUCAUCCACUUAUCAGACGUUUACCUCUCUCUUUCUCUCUCUGUGGGCCUUAAAGAAACAGAAACUCAAAAUUAUUUGCACUAUGUCAAUAAUAUACAUCACUGCCCUCAGACAAAGUUGUGGCUCAGUUUUCUUAUCAACUAUUACUUUUAAGAGUUUGAUUUCUUCUGUCUGUGCUUCACUACAAUCACUUUGGUUUCUAAAGACUGGAUAUUUCUAAAAAGAUUUAGAAAUUUAAAGGUGACUUAUUAUGAAAUAUUCACAUUUUGCACGUUUUUAUGCUUCCAUUUGGGUUUCAACUGCUUCUAAAAAGAAAAAAAUACUCCGCCAUUUUUUGGCAAUAACUUAAUAUUUUUCAAUGUCUGGAAAAGGAGCCGUUUCAGAAACCUCCCCAUUUUUAAGUCACAUUUGCGCCAUGCUGUUACCUAGCAACCCCAGCCAAGCCCAGCCCUGUGACCUAGCAACCCCAGCAGAACUCCAGAUUAAACUCUCAUAUUUUCAGAAUGAUUACAUGAUACAUGUUUUGUGUCACCCAUAGAUCUAUCCUGACCUGUUCAAGGAAGCAUAAUAGGUCACCUUUAAGACUGAAAACUGCUAAAUGACGUGAAUUUUUAUUUUUUUUAAUCACUUAUUGCUGUUGACUGAGCAGCUCUUAACACUCUGGUUGUUCCUCCUGGUGACCUGAGCCGCUUUUUUUUGUAGUUUAUUCACUGAGCCCGAACCUGAUUUUCACUGUGUUGGUGUGCAGUAAUCUUACAUGGUUGCAUCUACAUCUUUUAAGGAGGUAAAAAAUAGAAAAAAAAGAAGAAAAACCCCCAAAAGCUUCUCAGGUACAACUGUUCUGUUUACAUCAUUCAUUCUGAUAUUGUAGAUAUACUUAUUACGCACAUUAAACUGUUAUUUCAGUGGAUUAAAUUGUGGAAAAGAAGCAGGAUGUUUCUAAUCAUGUCAGUGCAGUCAGUGUUAGUGUUGGAGGUGAUUUCCAUACAUUAAAUUUAACGCUCAAGCUUUCUGCAUGAUAUUAAUUUUUAUGAACAUUUAAUGAUUUUAUGUGAAGCCACUCUGGUUUAGUUUCUCUGUAGACACAUAAAAUAUAAUGUAUUUGGUUGUACUACAGAAAAAUCUGCAUCCUCAGACAUUUAGAGUCAUAUCAUGUGAAAAAAUGAGGACACCCCGAAAAAUUAUUUCUUUGCUCUAAAAGAAGAAAAAGUACAUUGUUUUUCAUAAUAAACACAGGGAAAAAAAUCCACCAGGAGCUCAAUGAGAUCCAGAUCUGGGCCAGCUUGCUUCAUUACAUUCAGUUCCUUCGUUUUCAGUCAGUUCGUUGUGAAUUUCCCGGCAUGUUUUACUUUAAAUUUUUCAUGAUGAGUUCAAUUGGGUUGAGCCGGACAUUUUUUGGUUUAUAUCAAAAAUAUCCUCUGUACUUGUAUCCAAAUACAGGGUUUCAGGUGGUUUCAAAACCCCAAAUUUAAGACUAUUAUGAAUGGAAUUUAAGACCAGGACAGAAAUUUACGGACGUCGUCCAGCCAAUAAAUUUUGCAUCUACCUAUGAUAGCCACAAAUAGCUAGCUACUUAACUAGCGAAGAUAUGCUAGCAGAGAAAUGUCGCUAACCUCAACCGUUACAUAACGUGUUGAAAACGAUACAGAAAGUACAAAAAGAGAAAUGUUGCUUUUAAUAUCAACAGUACCUGCUGUAGAUUCUGAGAGGUUUUUGAAGACUUAUUUUAGCAUCUUGAAAAAAGUCCGAUUAGACCUUCUUUUAGUGUUGUAGUUUGGCGGCGCUGGUCAUCCUUAAGUCGAGCCGUUGAUACAGAACCAAAGAUGGCGGCCAAAGCAAAAUGGUGGAAAAAACGGUCCUAAAAGAGUCCAGUGUUGGAUAAAUAAAGUAUUUUAUGCGGUUGUUUUUAAAUAUAAACAAUCAACGAGCUCCUUAAGUUUAACAUUAACAGUGCUUAUUCAGCCGUACAGCAUGACGGACAGCGUAUAAUUAAAAAAAAAAUUGCUUUUUAUGUUAUUGGCCACCAAACUCUUGACAAAAGGGAAAACUCAGGUCUUUACACAAAUGACAGCUUAUGAAUUAAUUAUUAGUAGAUCAUUAGGAUCAAUAAACCUUAGACUAACCCAACUGAUCGCUUGCAUUCAUAUGAGACCUCUUCCCCAUCAAGCUUGCAGCGCUUUCAUUUCUUUUAAUAUUUAUUUUUUUAUAUUGAUAAAACCUGAAUAAUAUCUAAAUGUCCCAAAGUUAAAUUUUAGCAAACACAGGCUUCAGCAGGGUGUCCUAAUUUAUCCAUGACUGUAAAUCCAAUUCAGUCCUUCAAUUUUUCUGGCAGGCCAGAAUGAAAUAUUUCUUCAGUAACUAAUUGAUGUCAAUUCAAAAUAAAAAGCAGAAGGGUGAUGACACAAUUCAUAACUGUUGAUUUAUGACUCCAAAAAACUUCAUACACAAUAAUAAAAAAAUAUACAGCACAUUUGAUGGUUGUCCAGUUUUCUUCAAAGAACAAGUAUGAGAUGUUUUAACUUUAAGUUUUAUUUUAUGACAACAAUAUGGAUGUUUCAUAUUAUUACAUUUGGGAUUAGACCA